CGAGGACCCGCGCGGCGGCGUCGUCGUGCGCGGCACCCUCGCCCUCGUCGCGCGCCUGCUGUCCCGCGUCUACGGGCUGCUGGGCCCGCGCCUCGACUCCGCCAUGGACGACGUCGUCGACCGCGCCCUCGUCGCGCUCGACCACGUCCACGCCCGCAACCCUCGGCCGUCGGUCCGCAACGCGACGCGGGCCGCGCGCGCGCUGCGCGACGAGCGCGCCUGGCGCGGCCUCCUGAGGUACUACGGGGAGACGGACGAGGCCGAGCUCGAGUUCGACGUCGGCACGCGGUUCCUGACGCACCCGGAGGACGGCAGCGUGGAGGUGACGCCGCUGCGGCGCGGGUUCAGGCCGGUGCGCAGCGUGGGGUGGGAUAUACUGCGGCGGGCGCGCGAGGGGGAGCGCGCGAGGUUCCGCCCGGUGGUCUCGGUUGAGGCGGACGCUGGGGAGGAGGGGGAGGGGGAGGAGGGCCGCGCGCCGGCACUGGUGCUCACGAUUCGUGGGGAGUCGCUGGGCGUGACUAGUGCUGCUGUUCUUGAUGCUGCUGCUGCUGCUGCUGUUGAUGCUGCUAUUAAUGCUGCUGUUGCUGCUGCUGCGGCGGCCCCCCCUGCUGCUGACUAUUAUACUGCUGAUGACUAUUAUCCUGCUGAUGAAGAUAUUAUUCCUGCCUAUGCUGCUUAUAAUGUGGGGGCCGGCCUUGAGGUUUUCCAUCAGUAAGUCGAGUUUGACUAGAUCGUCUCAUACAUCGUCAUCAUCAUCAGCAACAACUAGGUACCACAACGGCAUCGGAAUCGGCAUCGGCAUCGGCAUUUUCGGCAUUUUCGGCAUUUUCAGCAGCAUCAGCAUCGUCAUUUACAGCACACAGCGCCGUGCGCGGCGGGGAUUCAGCUACUUAAGGAGUAGGGAUACAUACAUACGCCAGUCCUUCUCCCCCCUGUCCCCCCCUUUUUUUUUUUUUUUUUUUACAUUUUUGGCCUUUUCUCUACAUUGCAUUGCGGGAAGGAGGAUACAUUGCAUGGGAGUGGUUGUCGGGUUUGGCACGUUUUGGAAAUUUGGUCUCAGUUGAUAAUUAACUAAUACCCUUUCUUUUCUUUCAGUAUCGGGUUUUCUUGUUUGAUACCUACUGAAAAGAAAAAGGGGUUAUGGAUCUAAGCGGAGCAUACAGUUUUGGUUGGUUAUCCUGGAAUAAAAAAAAAAUAAAAAAAGCAUAAAAAAACCCAACUGACACUACCUAGAUACCUAGGUAGAUUGACC
This is a messenger RNA of Hypoxylon fragiforme, 1252 nucleotides long. RefSeq lists its product as uncharacterized. NCBI's taxonomy places the organism in Eukaryota, Fungi, Ascomycota, Sordariomycetes, Xylariales, Hypoxylaceae. The transcript is spliced from 2 exons. The record is from RefSeq and is a predicted model, not a curated record. Bases 104 to 715 code for a protein of 203 amino acids.